AUGGCUCCCGAACUGCGCAAGCGAAAGUCGAAGCCUGCUGUUGCAGAGCCAGACCCCGUCGCCAAAAAAGUCAAGCCCUCCAAGGCGACUCCCAAAACUGAGAAGCGCAAGGCUCCCGAGGAAGCCUCUCCCGUCGCGGUAAAGAAGCAGAAGCCUAGCAAGGAUGUCGCCAGCAGCAAGACAGCCGCCGAAGAGAAGCCUGUGGCGAAGCAGUCGGCGCUGAAGAAGGAGAAGCAAUCGGCCAAGCCCAAGUCCAAAAAGGUUGCAGAACCGGAAGACACAGAAAACGGCGAUGUCCCAUCCGACGUAGAGGAGGAGGAGGUUGACGAGAGCACCAAGGCCCUUGUCAAAGCACUCGACGGCGGCGACGACGACGAGGCAGAGACAACCGAGAUCAGCACAUUCAAGAAAGGCCAGGACGUCGGCAAAGUCCCCAAGGCCAAGAAAGCCCCAAAACCCUCCUCCACCACCACGAACGGCAACCCCGGCGUCAUGUACCUCGCCCGAAUCCCCCACGGUUUCUACGAGCACGAACUCCGCUCCUACUUCGGCCAAUUCGGCGACAUCACCCGGCUCCGGGUAGUCCGCAACAAGAAGACCGGCGCCAGCCGCCACCGGGCCUUCAUCGAGUUCGCCGACGCCGAGGUCGCUGACAUCGCGGCCCGCACCAUGGACAAGUACCUGCUCUUCGGCCACCUGCUCUCGGCCAAGACGGUGGCGCCGGAGCAGGUGCACAAGGACCUGUUCAAGGGCGCCAAUCGCCGGUUUAAGGUUGUGCCGUGGAAUAAGAUGGCUGGUCGCCAGCUAGAGCGGCCGCUGUCCGAGGCGCAGUGGCAGAGCCGGAUUUCUAAGGAGGAAAAGAGAAGGGCUGGGAGGGCGGAGAAGUUGAAGGCGAUGGGGUAUGAGUUUGAGGCGCCUGCGCUUAAAGCUGCGGAGGCUAAGCCGCUGUUGGAGAACGGGGAGACGGUGACGGGGGAGGAGGAGCCCAAGGCUAUUGAGGCACCGCCUGCGGCUGAGGAAACGGAGGACAAGGAGGAGGAGGCAGUUGAGCCGGAGGUGGUGGCUAAAGCUGCGAAGACAAAAUCUUCGGGAGACGGGACUGCUCCGCAGAAGAAGGCGAAGAAGGGCAGGAAGACCAAGUCAUGA
Messenger RNA from Dichotomopilus funicola, 1146 nucleotides. RefSeq lists its product as uncharacterized. Gene Ontology annotation, molecular function: RNA binding. Gene Ontology annotation, biological process: maturation of LSU-rRNA from tricistronic rRNA transcript (SSU-rRNA, 5.8S rRNA, LSU-rRNA). Bases 1 to 1146 code for a protein of 381 amino acids. NCBI's taxonomy places the organism in Eukaryota, Fungi, Ascomycota, Sordariomycetes, Sordariales, Chaetomiaceae. The transcript is spliced from 3 exons. Gene Ontology annotation, cellular component: nucleolus. The record is from RefSeq and is a predicted model, not a curated record.